Molecule: messenger RNA, 1587 nt
Organism: Saprolegnia parasitica CBS 223.65
Lineage: Eukaryota; Oomycota; Saprolegniomycetes; Saprolegniales; Saprolegniaceae
Exons: 2
Coding region: 1-1587 (528 amino acids)
Source: RefSeq, a predicted model, not a curated record
AUGGGCUCGGGCCGCAAGCAUCAGUCGGCGUCACGGAUGCCCAUCGUCUACUCUGGAUGCGUUCUCCUCGUCUUCGUUCUCAACAUGUACUACUUUGGCUACGCUGGCAGCGCCAGCCCGCGCCUCAAGCAUCACGUGGGCGAAGCGCCGUCCGUCGAACUCGCCGCCACGACGACAACGUCGCAGUGCUGGUUUGACGGGCCCACUGGCCAACGCGUGCCAACGGAAGACCUCGAGCACUUGAGCCUUCUCCACUCUGCGUGCAUGGAAGAGUCGGACGAUAUCAUCACGUGGUACUAUGGGUCGCCCGUCAAGGGGCCGUACCCGACGCGGCUCAAGCGUGACGACCCGCGCGUGCUCGACGAGCUUCGCCGGUGCCCGGACAUUGAUAUCUUUUUGCCCAACGGGCUUCGCGGCGCGGGCUACUGCGAAGACGGCGGCGCCUACACCAAGUAUGGCCACUCGCGACUGCUGCCGCAAUGGGUGCUGGACGAAGAGUUCUUUGACGCGCAGCGCAACCGCAAGGUGACGUACCACGACCUGUGCCCGCGGACGCCGAUUAUCUUCUUCAACCACUACUGGCCGUCGCAGCCGUGGCCCAAGCACAAGCCCAUGUACCUGAUGCCCAACAUUGAGAUGGGCCAGCUCAAGGCGCCCGACUACUGGAGCGCAGACGUGAUCAUCUGCAAGUCGCGCGACUGCCACCACCGCGUCACCAAGUGGCUCGAGCAAGAGGGCAACCCGCGCGGCACCGCUGUCUUCUACACCCGGCACACGACCGCCGACAUUGCGGGCCACAUUGCUCGCAAGCUCGGCCCUGGCGCCGUCAAGCCGAAAGACUAUGGCAAAAACAUCCGGUUCACGCACACGGCGGGUGGCAGCGUGAGCAAGGGCACGGACCAGGUCAUCGAGUGCUGGCUGUCGCGCCCGGACUUGCCGCCGCUCGACCUCUUCAUGAGCCCGGGUCUGUACAACCUUGGGUUCGGCGACAAGUUUGGCGCGCAGAUCGCGGCCGCUUCCAACAUGAACUUUCACCACACGGGCCUCGACGAGGUGUCGUUCGGGAAGCUCAUGGCCGAGGCCGGCUUCUUCCUCUGCGCGAGCACGUGGGAGGGGUAUGGGCACUACAUCAACCAGGCGCGCGCGGCGGGCGGUGUCAUUAUCACCACGAACGGCCCGCCGAUGAACGAGCUCAUCGUGCCGCCGGUCAGUGGCGUGUACGUCGAGACGACCGCGCGCUUCCAUCCGCACCAGAUUCUGGGCGGCGAGUUUGACGGCGAGCACGGGCUGCGCGACGUGACGGGGCUCAAGGCCGACCACACCAAGGAAGCGCUCUGUGAUGCGGUCGACUACGUUCUGAGUUUGUCCGAAGCCGACCGCAAGGCGCUGGCGCAUGGCGCCGAGCAGGCGUACCACGACGACACCAAGUUCUUUGCCUCGGCGAUGCGCGACCUCCGAGCGUUCGCCCGGGCGCACUUGCACUCGAGCCAGACGGCGGCCGAGGUGGCCGCGUCCAACACGUGGCGUGAGGUUGCGGCCGACCAGUUCCCCUGCGUUGGCAGCAACAACAACAACAACAAGAACUAG